UCCCUCUCUCUCAUCAACAGUUUUCAAUUUCCAGCUAGGCAUUAUCUCAAAUUCACAUAGUGCGCAUACUCCCCUUCUUUCUCUCUCCUCAUAGUAUAUUUUACUACUCUCUCCAUAUAUAAAUAAACCUCUCCAAAAGGGCAUAUAAUUUUUCCGUUUCUCCUCUCUUUCUCAACCCUCUCUCUUCCAGUUUCCACCAUCAACAAAACCCACCAACACUAUUCAUAUUUUCUCGUUAACAACAACAAAAUCAUCUUCUCCUUCUUCUCAACAGAAAUUGCAGUUACAGUAACAUAUUUUCUGGGUUUUUAUUUUUUUAUUUUUUGAAUUCUCUCAAUUUUUUGAUCCGGGGUUUUAUUGGUGGUGAUUAUGUCUCAACAAAGGCAAUUUCAUAAUAAUAAUUAUAAUUAUAAUAGUAGUUUUGGAGGGGGGCAGUCGAUGAAUCAUGAAACAACAUACACAAAAAUAUUUGUGGGUGGUUUGGCUUGGGAAACUCAAAGGGAUACCAUGAAGAAAUACUUCGAGCAGUUUGGAGAGAUCUUGGAGGCGGUUGUUAUUACUGAUAAGUCUACUGGAAGAUCUAAAGGCUAUGGUUUUGUGACAUUUAAGGAUCCAGAAUCAGCCUUUAGGGCUUGUCAAAACCCAUCACCAGUGAUUGAUGGAAGGAGGGCAAACUGUAAUCUUGCAUCUCUUGGUGCUCAGAAGAACCGCCCACCCACUCCACAACAUGGAGGAGGAGGAAGGUCGUUUAGACCAUCAUCAGGUUUGAUGAGUGCACCAACAUAUCCAGGUUCAUCUUCAUCGCCAUACUUUCAUCAGCCUUCUGCUCAGCCUCCUCCAUACCCCUAUUCACCUUAUGGAUUCACUGGGUAUGCACAUGACACAAUGUACCACAUGAAUUACUAUGGUGUAUACGGUCAACAAUUCUCACCUUACUACCCAACAACUGGAGGUGGAGGUGGAGGUGGUGGAGCAACAGGAGGAGGAGCAGGGGCAAUAGGGUACUUUCCCAACUAUUACCCAUAUUAUGGGCCAUAUCCUCAAGGUAACCAAGGUCAUGGGUUUGGGGUCCAAUAUCCUCCUCAUAUGGUACAACAAUACCCUUUGUUACCCCAUCAGCAUCUCAACUCCCCUGGCAUCUUAUCACUUCCCACUUCUCCUUUGCCUAAUAAUAUUACUACUCCUACCACCACCACUACUACCACAGGGGUGACAUCAACUGUAGGGGUAGUGGCUGUAUCAACAGGGUCAAGUCCUUCUCAAGCCAUUACCACAACAACUGCAGAAACUUCUGAACAAAUUCCAUCUACCUAGCGGGCCGGGCCGGGCCAGGCCAGGCUGGGCUGCUGUUCUAUGUUGUUAUAAAGACUAACAAAUUUCUUAAAAGUGUCAAAACAAUCAAAGACACACGAUAAAAGAAGGGUAAUCGUUGAACAAGAUUCAGAGAUUGAUCGAUCAUCUAACACCAAUCUAUAUCUACCAAUCUAUAGUAUCUUCAUUAUAUUAUCAUACAUGCUUCAUUUUUAAUUAGGAAUAUAGUUAGUUGUAGGAGUCAAUCAUUAGCAUUAGGAAGGAUCGAUGAUUAUAUUGAUUUUUUUUUUUAUUUUAAUUUUGAGUAUAUUUUUAAUGAGGUUAGGAACCAAAUAUUGGUCUUGGUUUCAACCUUGGAUACUCCUAUGUAUGCCCUCAUGGAUGCAUGCAGCAUUUCUAGGGCAUAAUCUUGUUCAUAUCGUAGGAGCAGCAAUUUUUAAAAAUAUUUGGCUCAAAAGGUUUGUUUUAUGACUUUUGGCCAAUUAUUUGUUUCUUAUUUUUUUUAGUUUAUUUAUUUAUAUAGGUGAAAUUGGGAGGGGGAGAUAGGGUUCAAACCCCUUACCCUAAUAGUCAGGGUAACCAAUGUGGGGUCAUUUAGACCUUUGAUUGAUCCAAUUGUAUUUGUCAAUUCUUAAACCAAAAAAGAAAAAAGAAAGGGCAGGCUUGGAUGUUUUGUCCAAUUUCAA
Molecule: messenger RNA, 1997 nt
Organism: Spinacia oleracea (spinach)
Lineage: Eukaryota; Viridiplantae; Streptophyta; Magnoliopsida; Caryophyllales; Amaranthaceae
Exons: 6
Coding region: 370-1314 (314 amino acids)
Molecular function (GO): RNA binding
Source: RefSeq, a predicted model, not a curated record